Molecule: messenger RNA, 1161 nt
Organism: Hydatigera taeniaeformis
Lineage: Eukaryota; Metazoa; Platyhelminthes; Cestoda; Cyclophyllidea; Taeniidae
Source: the annotation of a GenBank genome assembly
AUGACGCAGCUACCGGUGGGGAAGUAUUGGUGCUUCGCAGAAAAUGCGCACCUCAUUGAAGACACGUAUAUACUGUCACCAACUGACGAUACCACUACAGAGAGACUGAGGUACACAUUUCAGUAUGGACUACUUAUACUACCUCCUGUGUCCUCUCUCCUUGCGAUCUGCAAUUCAGUUGGAAUUCUGCGUGACUGCAUUCGUCAUUACUGUUUGAAUGGACCCUACCUUAUUGCCUACUGCAUUCUCAAACUGAUUUCAGCUGCUCUUGUGUGGAUCAUGGCACUUCCGCGUUUCAUGCAGGUCUCCUUCACUCCUGAUGCUGGUCGAAGGGUGUCAGCUAAAAUACCCACUCUUAUAAUGACCCAGCAGGCAUUUCGCUUAGCUGCUACAUGGCUUUUCUUUUUUCUUCUUGUGUUUCAAGUUUUAGCCUUGGCCAGACUUACCCGAUCCAUUGCUUCAAAGUAUUCACCUACUCCACAUCUCAAUGCCAUUCACACGAAACUCAGUCUUGUGGAGUUUGUGAGUUGGCUCCCAGUGAAUGCCCAAAGUAAUCUACAUCGAUUAUCAUGGGUGCGCAGAGAUGAAAGAGGGACCAAUGUCUGGAUUUGGUGUGAAAUUAUCAUGCUGACAGGUGACGUCUUAGUUCAGAUAAUCCUAUUGGUCAAGAUUCUACUCGAAUGUGCAAGUUGCUCCCAAGAGAACAAAGUAGAUCUAACUAGCGGUCAUGGAGACACAAAUGACUUACAAAUUAGCAGACAUUACACUUCAGAAGCCACGGAGUAUGGCGUCAACGGUCUUAUUCAGCUGUACUCAUCUCAAAUAGACUCUCAAAAAUUGGCAAAUAGGAAAUCCGUGCUUCAUGUAAGAAUGUCACCGCCCCCCCUACCUUCUCCAGACUACGCUUACGGUGCUUUUAAAAUGCCGAGUCAGGAAGGCACGGAUUCACCCUCACUAAAAUUUGCCUGCUUUCAACGAGAUAACGUCAAUAACACCACCAAUACUACCGCCUCCACCACCAACUCCAUUACUAGUCCCACUGCAAAUACUGCUCUGCCGUUUUUUUACGCCUUUCCAGAUCAUGAGGACCAUCAUCAGUCCCAAUUCACCACCACAGAAGAGUACUUUGAUGCCCAUGGUGUGUUAGUAUCUCGUCUAUAA